Molecule: messenger RNA, 1442 nt
Organism: Bradysia coprophila
Lineage: Eukaryota; Metazoa; Arthropoda; Insecta; Diptera; Sciaridae
Biological process (GO): RNA methylation
Molecular function (GO): RNA methyltransferase activity
Source: RefSeq, a predicted model, not a curated record
UUACUUCCUCCAGCACAGAGAUAAUUUUAUUGAAAUAGCGCAACACUUAUACUAGAUGGCACUCACAUAUUGAUAUUGUGGUUUGACUGGUUUGACUCAUCUUGACUUAACAGUGAUCUUAAUCAUUAGAAUUCAAUUUAGUUUCUUUGACUCAUUCUUCUCAUUUUCGUGCAACUGAGUACUGUGUUACUUUGAUAUAAGAAAUUCGUUCAAUGGACAUCAAAACGUUUGUAUCUCAGCGCAGUGCUGUCUUCGCUGAGCUGGAUAAACUGCGAGAAGAGAUCUGGCAAAACGCAAGCGCCGAUGCAUACUUCCAGCGUCAGCAAAACAAUUCUGAUAAUGCAACGCCAGAGUUGAAAAGGAGAUUUUUCGAAGUGAUGCGCAAUAUUGCUAAAGAAAUAAACGGCGCUACGCAGUUCAUAAAUGAUAUUGAAGUGCGCAGGAAUAACGGACAUCGUGCACCACCGCCGCGAGUUCUCGAUUUAUGUAUGGCUCCUGGCGGAUUUUCGGAAGAAGUGCGUCAGAGUCUAAGUCCACUCUCUGAGUUCAAUGGUAUCACCCUUCCACGCAAACUUGGUGGACAUAUUCUAUUGUUGGAGCACAGUACCAGACUGAAAGUAGAAUUUUUGGAUAUAACAAUGCUUGCAGGAGAGAUGGGAUUUGCGAUGACCGACAUUCCGUUGGAUCACCCGGACCGUGAUUUGUUUCGUUUCGAUCGGCCGUUUUACGAUCAAAAAUACGACCUCAUACUCUGUGAUGGACAAGUUCUUCGCACUCACAAGCGAGAAGAAUACCGCGAAAAAACGGAGGCUGUGCGCUUGAGUGUGUCUCAAUUAGUCUUCGCAUUACAACAUAUGAAAAAGGGUGGUUCAUUCGUCAUGUUAUUGCAUAACGCCGAUGCAUCUCAUGUAUUCAAUCUAAUUUACAAAUUCCGCCAAAUUUCUGCCAGCAUACAGAUCUUCAAACCCACCAAAUAUCACACGAUACGGUCUUCUUUCUACCUUGUAGCAAAAGGUGUAAAUCCUCAGUCUGCUGAUGCGUUGCGAGCUGUCAAUGAAUGGAAAGAAAUCUGGGCUUCUUGUACAAUACAUAGGUGCGGAGAGGUACCACCAAUUUCUGAUGAGACUAUCCGUGAAAUUCUUGUUGACUUUGGUGUGGAAUUUAUUGAGUUGUGCGAACCCAUGUGGAAAGUUCAGGUUGACGCAUUGUCGCGUAAAUUAAAAAAUGGAUUCGACAAUUUCUUCAGAUUUUGAUUGAUAGUGUCUCCGUCUGUUUCAGUGGAUAUCUAAUUUCAGUUAUAGUUAAGAAAACAGUCAGUCAGUGCAUAAAAUUACUGAUAUGUGUGUCCCAACCAAAACUCGUUUUUAAGUCGGAGUCUUCACACUGCUGUUAUUUAAAGUUUAUUGAGCGUUAUAUUUAAGAAUUUAAUUUUUUUUCGAAGA